Messenger RNA from Oldenlandia corymbosa var. corymbosa, 3197 nucleotides. NCBI's taxonomy places the organism in Eukaryota, Viridiplantae, Streptophyta, Magnoliopsida, Gentianales, Rubiaceae. The record is from the annotation of a GenBank genome assembly.
AUGGAUCAUAACGAAAUUACUCGUUCUGAAAGCAUAACCAAUAUCGUCGAUUCUAAUGACCCAAGGGCUCCCCUGCUUCCGGUCUCGGAUUCAAUUCACGAGCACAAAUCAUCAUCGUCGAAUUGCUUGAACUUAAAGUCGUGUUACGGAUCAAUCUUCACUCUCAACAACCUGUUCAUUUUGUCGGGACCUUUGCUGUGUACGAUCAUAUGCCUGACGGUGAAGCUGGAAGGCGGCAAUACCGCCGGCCGGAACAUGUUGGCGGUUCUGGCGUGGAUAUUUGCCUGGUGGUUGACGGAGGCGGUGCCGAUGCCCAUAACAUCCAUGGCGCCGCUGUUUCUGUUCCCGCUGUUCGGGAUUUCGUCGGCGGAUGACGUGGCGAGUUCGUACAUGGACGACGUCAUUGCUCUGGUGCUUGGAAGCUUCAUUCUUGCUCUGGCCGUCGAGCAUUACAACAUUCACCGGAGAUUGGCAUUGAAUAUAACGCUUGUGUUCUGUGGCGAUCCGGUGAAUCCGCCACUGCUUCUACUGGGAAUAUGCGGGACGACGGCGUUUGUGAGCAUGUGGAUGCACAACGUGGCAGCUGCCAUGAUGAUGAUGCCCGUAGCUACUGGAAUCCUACAACGGCUGAGGAACGGGCCCACUCAAUCCAUCCACGUCACCAACUUCUCCAAGGCGGUGGUCCUCGGGGUGAUAUAUUCUGCGGCCAUCGGAGGAAUGAGCACACUCACCGGCACAGGUGUCAACCUCAUAUUGGUUGGGAUGUGGAAGAGCUAUUUCCCGGAGGCGGACCCCAUCAGCUUUAGCACCUGGUUCUUCUUCGGUUUCCCUCUCGCUCUUUUGAUUUUUGUUGCUCUCUGGGCCGUGCUUUGCUUAUUGUACUGCAAUAGAGGCUCUGGAAAAGCCCUCUCUGCUUAUAUGGACAAGUCCCACUUGAAGAGGGAGCUUGAGUUGCUUGGUCCAAUGGCUUUUGCUGAAAAGGUGAUAUUGGCAGUGUUUUCGAUAUUAAUACUUUUGUGGAUGACGAGGAGUAUAACAGAUGAUAUUCCCGGGUGGGGUGCCCUAUUUAAUGGGCGUGCCGGUGAUGGAACUGUUAGUGUGAUGAUGGCAACAUUGCUAUUCAUAAUUCCAAACAAGAAGCAGAGUGGGGAGAAGCUAAUGGAUUGGAACAAGUGCAAGAAGUUGCCAUGGAACAUUGUGUUGCUCUUAGGUGCUGGUUUCGCAAUAGCAGACGGAGUGAGAACAAGUGGGCUUGCAGAUACGUUAUCCGAGGCAUUGGACUUCUUGGAGGAGGCUCCUUAUUGGGCCAUUGCCCCAAUUGUUUGCCUGAUUAGCGGAACAAUUACUGAAUUCACCUCUAAUAAUGCCACCACAACUCUGGUUAUCCCAUUGUUAAUCCAGAUUGCAAAGACAAUGCACGUCCAUCCAUUGCUGCUUGUGAUUCCAGGUUCUGUCGGAGCACAAUUCGCCUUUUUGCUUCCAACGGGAACCCCUUCCAACAUCGUGGGCUUCUCAACGGGCCAUAUCGAGAUUAAGGACAUGAUCAAAACUGGAGUGCCACUGAAAAUUGCUGGUACUCUAGUGCUCUCCAUUUUGAUGCCAACCCUUGGUGUUGUUGUAUUUCGGACAAACAGACCACUAGAGGUUUUUUCAGCUUGAAUGUACAUAUGCAUAGAGGUUUACUAUUUACAAUCUUAAAUAUGAGGUAAAUGUUGAUUAUGAAUUCUUCCCGGAGAUACUUUUAUUGUAUAAAUUCUUUUUGUGAUUUACACUUUUUUUUCACCCCCUGAUUUGGGUCGUUGUAUAGAGGGAUAUAAUGUUGAAUAUUGGUACAAUGCAUAAGCUAAGAUUGGACAGUGAAAACGGCAGUUCCAUGCAUUGUUCGGUGAGUCAUUUUUGUUUUUUUGAGUUAAACCAGUGGUGCUACAAACAUGUAGUAAUUUCAGUAGAACAAAACCCAAAAUUCUGAGAUCAAGUUACUCGGUUAAAGGAGUAGACCUCCGCUCUACUAUUGCCAGAGUGUGGCGGCCACCACAGGCUACAUACUUAGCAAACCAACUGCCUUCAGCUUCAUUUCCGCCGAGAUCUCCAUGAGGGAUGUUGUUUAAAGGUACUUCCGAAGGAUGGCCAGUUGUCACCUUUCUCCCAUAGCCAAGGCGUCCAUGAUCUCCUCUACCAAACUGCCAAUCUCAAAACUAGUCAGCAUUUCAUUGUCAUCUGAUUAAAAACAUGACCCUCAAAUGAAUGAAAUGGUGAAUAAUUCUUUUGUGCCACAACAAUGAUCUUGACUUGAAGCAAUACAUUCAGGUUCAAAAGCUAAAUUGAUUGUCACAAACUCUGUCAAUUAUGUAAGCUGAUAAAUUACCCCCCAAGUUGCCAACUUAUCUAUGUAAGAAAAGAGAGAUCACUUAGGGUCAGAGUGUCCAAGUACUCACACUAAACAUCCGGCCAUCACGCGUUAAAGCAACCGAGUGGGUUCCUCCACAAGAAACCUGCAGCAGAUAAGAAUCACAUUCAUAACUUCAUACAUACAGUGGAGAUCUAAAUUUGGAAAAACAAAUGUCAACAAAAGUGCUACUGUUCUCUUAUAAAUGCUUCAUUCUAUUUGCCAACCUCCAAGGGUACCUAUUUGAUCAACAAAAAUUGCAAAAAGAUUGGCAGUUGUCACAUAAUAAGCCAUAAAAGUUCAUUCUUUACUAGCAGUUAAUUAACCUAUGUGUGCUCAGAACCAGAUGAACGCAAUAAGGUUCUAACACAACAACAUCAAGAACGUUAUCACUUAUCAGUUAAGACAAUUGCCUUGACGAUGAUUUGUGCAAGCUCAGAAUCACAUGAUCUUUUAAAGGUUCAAAUUGAGCUACGGGUAAGACAACAUUUUCUGACGAUCAUGUAAUCAGAAGCAUCCUAAAGUUCUUAGGAACUCAAGUAGAAGAAUGCUCCACAAAAACACUUCUAAACUAGGGAAGAUCAAAACUUCAAGUAAAUGCAUACAGGAAGUAAAAUAAAAUGGAUUCACAAGUUUGCCAGAAUACAAGUAUACUAAUAACAAAGAAAGAUCCAACUUUCCACUAAUUAAUUCUCCAUCCAAAUGAAGUUACCAAAAGAAACCAUCAUAAGGUAAAGGUAAAACGUAGCAAUAGUUUAGAUCAUUAACAUUAUACAGUGUUGAGGUCCAAACCUGUACAAUGUCCUCUCCA